This is a messenger RNA of Eruca vesicaria subsp. sativa (arugula), 711 nucleotides long. The record is from the annotation of a GenBank genome assembly. NCBI's taxonomy places the organism in Eukaryota, Viridiplantae, Streptophyta, Magnoliopsida, Brassicales, Brassicaceae.
AUGCUUCCUCUCGCUCGCUCCCUACCAAUUUCACCUGAAACGACAGUACUCAACGUCGUUUCAUCUCUCCAGCAAACACAACACAUCCUCUCAAUCGACCCGACUCGUUCCUCACUCACUCACCACCACCACACCCGAAUCCUCGACUCGAGGGAGACUCAUCCCGAGUUACCAACCCGAGGAGCUAACGACACCUGCCAUCUCCGGAAGCUAGCCAAGGAAGUGGCGAGCAUCAAAGCCAAGUCUUUCUCUUACUGCUUCGGUCGAGUCUCGAUUUCAACUCGGCGCCGGAGACGCGACGGCUCCCCGCUUGUCCGCAACAGCGAGAUCGUUACUUCUUACUACGUCGGGCUCGGUGGAUUCAGCGUCGGUGGUCAGCAAGUCUCCAUCUCGGCUCCGGUGUUCGCCGUGGACGCUUCGGGAACCGCCGUGACUCGGCUUCAGACUCAGGCCUAUAACUCGCUGCGCGACGCGUUUGUUAAACUCAAGAAGGGGCCCGUCGAGCAUCUCUUUGUUCGACACUUGCUAAGAUUUAUCGUCUCUCUCCACCGUGAAAGUCCCGACGGUGACGUUUCAUUUCACCCCGGAACGUUUUGCUUAGCUUUUGCUCCGACGUCGUCUUCGUUGUUAUUGAUCAUGGGGAACGUGCAGCAGCAAGGGGACACGUAUCACUUAGGAUCUAGCGAAUCAUCUUAUCGGACUGUCAGCUAA